Molecule: messenger RNA, 963 nt
Organism: Peromyscus leucopus (white-footed mouse)
Lineage: Eukaryota; Metazoa; Chordata; Mammalia; Rodentia; Cricetidae
Gene: Mtfr2
Product: mitochondrial fission regulator 2
Biological process (GO): aerobic respiration; mitochondrial fission
Cellular component (GO): mitochondrion
Source: RefSeq, a predicted model, not a curated record
CAGGAAGGUACCAAUGAACAAUGUUUCAUUGAACUUAAUUCACCAAUGUCUCUCAUAGUGAAUAUAUUAAGAAACAUGCUGGCAUAUUUUGGUGUUCCCAUAGACCAGGAUUUGCUGACUUUGCAAAAAUAAAGACCGGGGUCUGCUGGGAGUCUCAUUUGUAUUAUUGGAAGAAUGCUUUCUUUAUUACCUUGUUGAAGACCUAAUUUAGAGUUGAUCCCACACUUGAACUCUGAGUAUUCUGAUGACUAUCAACCUAUGGUUCCAUCUUCUGCUGAUGUUUUAUGUGUUGCCAAUGAUGAACAAGCCAGUUAUCUCAGUAUAUGAAAAAAGGAGGAAGGGAAAAUGAUUUUCAUGCCUUCAACACUGAUUUUGAAACCAUCAUCACCUGCUCUAAGACAGAACAGCAGUGAGAAGAUGAUCUGCUCAUAAGGCUACCAUAAAAAGAUAGCUGCCCUUGAAGAUGACCUAACUUUCCUGCAGUCUCACAUUGCAGUAAUGAACCCAGCAUGGACUGAAUGUCCAUCAUUAUCAGUGACUUCUGGGCCGAGUGCAGAACCAGAUCACUUUCCAAGUUCGGUACUUCCUCCUCCUCCUCUCUUUCCUCAGUCUUCUCUCCAGUCUCCAUGUUUUCCUCCCAAGCAACCUACAUGCAACAGAGAUAAUUGGGCAGAUGAAGUGAAACGACAGCCCUUGGGGGUUAACAAGAUGAAUGAUAGUCAUCAUUCAAAAAGCCAGAGAGUUAAUGAUGUUCCAAACAUGGUGGGUGUUCUAAAGGACAUGAAAAGGUCACCAGGUGGUAGACCCAUUCAAAAGAGGAGAAGACAGAGUUCCCAUUGGGAUCCAGUGUCUUUAAUAUCUAAUGCAUGAAAACAGAAGGUUGCAUUUCAAGAUUUCUUUGACAAAGAAAAUGGAUCUUGAGACUGCUCUCCAUUUUCUAGUGCAGAAAUGUCAAGAUUUUGA